Messenger RNA from Perca flavescens (yellow perch), 1161 nucleotides. RefSeq names its product interferon-induced protein 44. The record is from RefSeq and is a predicted model, not a curated record. Lineage: Eukaryota; Metazoa; Chordata; Actinopteri; Perciformes; Percidae. The coding region runs from base 1 to 1161 and encodes 386 amino acids. Gene Ontology annotation, biological process: immune response. The transcript is spliced from 8 exons.
AUGAGACUGGGCUGCAAUGAGUCAACUGUCAACCGGGGCGGACUGUCCUCAGUGUGCCCCAACCGCGUCACGUCGCAAGGGCGGGGAUUGGCUCGCGUAAAAGGCGUCGGGGAGUCAACACGCGCGAGUCAGAAGGUCGCCCCGUGGUGCAAUGAAAGUGAGGGCCAGCACGCACUGGCUGAGGUGGGAUCCCGGUCCAUCGGGGUCGGGCGCACCACCAGCCCGUCUCGCCCGCAUCGUCGGGGAGGGGGAGCAUGCAAUAGGACCCGAAAGAUGGUGAACUAUGCCUGGGCAGGGUGCAGCCAGAGGAAACUCUGGUGCAAGCCCAUAGCGGUCCUGAUCGCUUUGAAGGAUCCAUGGAGGAAAAUAGCCUGGGGAAACAAUGCUAGGGAUCUCCAAUAUGUGAAGGAUUAUGAGCCUGAAAACGAUGACAUCAAACAUGUCCGAAUCCUUCUGUACGGACCCGUUGGAGCUGGAAAGUCCAGCUUCAUCAACUCUGUCAGCAACGUCCUACGAGGCAGAAUGACUACUCCUGCUUUGACCAGUGCAACUACCUCUGACAGAAGUUUCACCACAAAAUAUGAAACUCAUAAAAUCAAAAAAGGAAGAGGAAAGUCAAAGACGUAUUAUCCUUUCGUCUUCAAUGACAUCAUGGGUCUGGAGAAAGGGGAUGGAGUUCGUGCUGAUGACAUCAUACUGGCCCUGAAAGGACAUGUGAAGGAGGGAUACAAGUUCAACCCUGCAUCUCCACUCUCAGUUGAUGAUCCAUGGUACAACCCUUGUCCAUCUCCAGAUGACAAAGUUCAUGUUCUGGUUUGUGUACUUUCUGCUAAUGCGGCGGAAAUUACAGACUCAGUUCUGAAGAAGAUGGCAGAAAUCAGAGAGGCAGCCAGUGACCUGGGGAUUCCCCAAAUGGCAAUAGGCACCUACAUUGAUUUAGCCUGUGAUGAAACUGAAAAGGAUCUGAAGAAUGUGUACAAGAGCAAACACCUGAAGAAAAAGGUAUUUGACUUCAGCGCUUCAGUGGGAAUCCCAGUGAACUGCAUCUUUCCUGUGAAGAACUACACUGAUGAAAUCGACAUUAAUGAUGAUGUCGACUCUCUGAUCCUGAGUGUACUGAGAACAAUGAUCAACUUUGGAGACGACUUCAUUGACAAAUGA